Molecule: messenger RNA, 1467 nt
Organism: Daucus carota subsp. sativus
Lineage: Eukaryota; Viridiplantae; Streptophyta; Magnoliopsida; Apiales; Apiaceae
Product: patatin-like protein 1
Exons: 5
Coding region: 69-1262 (397 amino acids)
Biological process (GO): lipid metabolic process
Molecular function (GO): monoacylglycerol lipase activity; glycerophospholipase activity
Source: RefSeq, a predicted model, not a curated record
UGUUUUUAAGAGUAUAAAACAGGGAAGAGUAUGUUAGGAAGCUGGUAAGCUAAACAGCAGUUUUAGUAAUGGCAUUGUUACGCCCAAUAGCAACUGCUCUUCACUGUGCAAAUAAACCAACUAGUCAUCAAACAACAAAAGGUAAGAUCGUAACUGUACUCAGCAUCGAUGGAGGGGGCAUCAGAGGCAUCAUUCCUGGAACCAUUCUCGCCUUUCUCGAAUCCAAGCUUCAGGAACUGGACGGGCCAAAUGCAAGGAUAGCAGACUACUUUGAUGUGAUAUCUGGCACAAGCACAGGUGGCCUGGUCACUGCAAUGCUCGCAGCUCCUGAUAAAGAUAACAAGCCUCUCUUUGCUGCCAAAGACAUCAACAAAUUUUAUUUUGAACAUGGACCCAAAAUAUUCCCACAGGACAGUGCCUCCGCGACUGGGCCAAAGUAUGAUGGAAAGUACCUGAGAUCGAUAAUAAAGGAUUUAUUAGACACCAAGACCAUGAACCAGACUCUUUCAGAUGUGAUCAUUCCGACUUUUGACAUUAAACUGAUUCAACCUAUGGUGUUUUCUACAAGUGAUGCGAAAAUAAAAACAUCAAAGAAUGCAUUACUAGCAGAUGUUUGUGUGGCCACUUCUGCAGCUCCUACCUUUUUACCAGCACACUACUUUGAGACUAAACAUGAAGAUGGGAAGACACGGAGCUUCAAUCUCAUUGACGGUGGAGUUGCUGCAAACAAUCCCACUCAGGUGGCUAUAACCCAUAUUUUCAACCAAAUUGUGAAAGGACACUUUGAUACUGUGGAUAUCAAACCAAUGGACACUACGAAAAUUCUAGUUGUAUCACUUGGAACCGGUACAGCUAAGUUUGAGGCGAAGUACAAUGCCACCAUGGUUGCUGAAUGGAGUCCGAUCAAUUGGAUUUUUGAUAAGGGAGCUACCCCUUUGAUCGAUGUUUACAGUGCUUCAAGCACUGACAUGGUCGACAUUCAAGUUUCAUCAAUGUUUCAAGCCCUUGGAGCUGAGAAAAAUUAUCUGCGUAUUCAGGAUGAUAAUCUUACAGGGACUACAACAUCAGUUGAUGGAGCAACCACAACAAAUAUGGAGGCGCUCGCUGACAUAGGAAGUAAGCUGCUGGAGAAGUCAGUAGCCAGGGUGAAUGUCGAUACAGGGGCAUUUGAGCCUGUGGUCGGAGAAGGUACUAAUUCUGAUGCUCUCACUCGCUUUGCCAAGUUGCUUUCUGAUGAAAGGAAGAUCCGCAUAGCUAAAUAGGUAAACAGGAUGAAAGUUGUUACUCUCAGAGAAAAUAUCAGUUGGUUGGCUAUUGUACUUUUCUCUUGUUUUUUUCCGGAUAAUGAGCACUCAAUUAGGUAGCCAGUAAUUUUCCUUCUUCACAAUGUAGUGUUCUCUGUAACAGAUAAAAAUUGGUGCAUCAAGCAUCAUACUUUUAUUAAAUGAGCAACAAUUUUCGAGGGUA